AUGUCCGCCGUCAUCAAAGGUAUAUACAACACCUUCCUCUUUGACUCGGAACACGGCCUCCAGCUCGAUGCCAUCUAUCCCACAUCCCACCCUCAAGACGCCCGCGUCCCUGUCUUUGUUCACUAUCACGGAGGAGGGAUGGCCGCGGGGUCCAGGCGGGACAUGUUCUUUGCUCAGGAAUGGAUGCGAGACAUACUGCCUUCCAAGGGGUUCCUUGUGAUCUUUGCCGACUAUCGACUACUGUAUCCAAGCACAGCAGACGACAUCAUCACGGAUGUGCAUACGCUAUUCUCGUAUAUAUCAGACCCGAACACCGAGCUUGCCCAGUCACUCGCUUCCCUCGGCAUCACCAUCGACGCUUCCCAUAUCGUCGUCAAUGGCGCUUCUGGCGGCAACUAUGCUGCCAAAGCAGCGGCCACCUUACCCACCGUUAUUCCUCGCCCUAUCGCCUGGGUGGAUCUCUGGGGCCAAGGCGGUAACUGGUUCUCCGACUCUCUAGUCAAACCGUACGACAUCACAAAGUACACUGUCGGCCUACUGUAUGAUGAAGCGCGGGCUAUUCAGCUGGAAGAGGCUGGUGGCGGGGAGGUGGUGACGGAUGACCCAUUUGUGCCUCUGGAAGGAGGCAAGAGAAGUGAUAAGCUGGGAAGAUUUAGUAUGGUGGCGUACUGGCUAAGGCAGGGUACCUUUCUCGACCACCUCUUCUCUGCGCCCGGUCUCGGCGCAAAGCUAGCGGCUGUCGAACCUCAACACCGCCCCUCUCUUAUACCCCCGGAAAGGGUCCACCUCCUUCUGCCCAUCACACCAAUUACCUGUCCCGCCUAUCUCAUACACGGCACAACAGACAAAAUGUGCCCAAUCAGCGAAAGCAAAGCGAUUGAGAGGGAUAUGAAGCAGCUCGGGUUGGAAGUGGUGGUGGAUUGGGUGGAGAAUGGAGAGCAUGGGCUGUGGGACACGGAUACGAGAAAGCCGGUGGCUACGUUGGGAGAGACUAUUGAGAAUGUUGUCGCUUGGGUUGAAGAGAAGGCGCGCGCGUAA
This is a messenger RNA of Cryptococcus amylolentus CBS 6039, 1038 nucleotides long. RefSeq lists its product as hypothetical. NCBI's taxonomy places the organism in Eukaryota, Fungi, Basidiomycota, Tremellomycetes, Tremellales, Cryptococcaceae. The transcript is spliced from 2 exons. The record is from RefSeq and is a predicted model, not a curated record. Bases 1 to 1038 code for a protein of 345 amino acids.